UUGGGUGUAGUGUAGCGUAAUAAUAUAGGGGUUGUUCUUCAACAUUCUUGGAAGGAUACUAAAUGACCAUCGUGUACCUGAUAGUGAAGUUGCAUUGAUACAAACUAAAACAAAGGAGCAUAUAAGUCAAAAUUCCUUAGAUAUGAGGCCAUUGACGUACUUAUAGACAAGUGAUCUUGACAGCCGACACAUGACAUUGGGGAUAUUAUGCUGUCACACUCAUACUGUCAUUACGGUAAAGCAGACAGGAUGGAGUGCGCUCUCUCAAAUGCGCCCAAAUGGGGGUAAAACGUUUACUGCGAACCCCCAAAGCAAGUGUCGGGGUUUUCUACCGGCCAUGUACAAUCAACUGGAGUAUAUUGUGAUUACAAUUUGGCGGCGUCUAGUCAUAAAUCCCGCGUAGGAUGUUGGUUUCAGGUGUUGUGUAAUACAAGGUAUAAUGUUUGUACCUUUCUUUACAAUAGUGGUGAAAUCCACGGAAUGUUCCACAUAGGAACAGCUGACGACAAUGCCGCACCGAAAAUAUGAACGAGAUAUGAAGGAUUACAAGAAGUAUCAUUAAAUCAAAUGCUUGCUAAUUAACAAUCAGGGUAAAGACGGGAGGUUAGAGGGCACGUGCCUCCUGCUCUCCUCUUCCAGAGUGUGACUCGUCGGUCCCCACGACGUCACCAAUGCGACCAUGGGAAAUAGCAGUGACUAGGCGGCCACCGACAGCCCCCUUGAACCAGAGGAGGUUCCUAGGAGAGCCCUGCAACACCCCAGUGCACCUCAGGAGAAGCCCGCCAGUGAGACGACAGUGGGGGAGUCGAGACCGACCGGUCGUACUGCACGACUCCUCGCUCCAGGAUGAGAACUUCCACCACCCUCUCUUCUCCCAGCAACAUCAGCGGGUUCUUUUAGAUGAGGCCAGACAGUACAGCCACGCCAGUGCCCCGGCACGCAUGCUCCACCCUGCCACACACCCACCUCGGCAUCAACAGACCCCCAUCAUGGUGGAGCUACACGACCAGGGAUCCGUUCCCAUCUCUUACACUGUUACCACGGUGACGACGCACGGUUUCCCCAUCCACACCGGGCAACCUCUCCCAGGGUGCAACAGUCAGCAGCUCCCAGCAUGCUCGGUAAUGUUCAGCGGACAGCUCUCUCUGCUCUGCUGCCUUCCUCCUCCUCUCAUCCAAGCCUGUACAAUGCAGCAUUUGCCAGUGUCUUACCAAGCUUUCCAACCCCUGAUCUCCAGCGAACAUUUUAUAUUGCACCCCAACCCCCCGGGGCCACCACCCCACCAGCCUCCUCACCUCACUCCUCUCAGCCAGUUCCUCCCUCUCCAGAGGCUGCACCCACGCAUGCCUCUCCAGAGGGUAGAGAAUGAAGUGGACCUCAGGGGGGACCAGCAUCCAUUAGGAACGUUCUCUUACCCUGCCUCGAGCCUCCACCACCCACCAGCGAUGCCUCCCUCUGUCCCCCUCCAGUACCUCCCUCAGGAGCCUCUGCACCAAGAGAUGCCCUUCCCAGUGCCAUACCCCCACAUGCUGCCGCCACGUGUCAGUGGUCACAGGUACCGGUUACAGCAGCCCCUGCCCCCCCCGCCGCCGCCGCCGCCACCCUACUACCCAGGCUUCCUGCCCUACUUCCUGUCAAUGCUUCCUGUGCCUCCCACAGCAGUGGGACCAGCCAUCAGUCUGGACCUGGAUGUAGAUGAUGUGGAGAUGGAGAACUAUGAGGCAUUACUGAACCUGGCUGAAAGGCUGGGAGAGGCUAAACCACGAGGAAUCACCAAGGCAGACAUCGAGCAGCUUCCAUCCUACAGGUUCAGCCUCGACAACCAUCAAUCUGAACAAACGCUGUGUGUGGUGUGCUUUAGUGACUUCGAGUGUCGGCAGCUGCUGAGGGUAUUACCCUGCAACCACGAGUUCCACGCCAAGUGUGUCGACAAAUGGUUAAAGACCAAUCGCACUUGUCCAAUCUGCCGGGCAAACGCGUCAGAGGUGCACCGCGAGGUGGAGUGAGUGAUACCCAGGCUUUUGGAUCUUUGAUUGGAAAGCAGCACAAAACUAAACUCACAGAGUCUGUCUGUCUUAGCGCCUGCCUCAGCCUGCCUGGGGACGUCUGCCACCUACCCUGUCUGCGUCCCCCCCCCCACAACUACCCCUGCCCCACCUCAACAACAAUAAGCAAUCUAAGAUUGCAUGUUCGAGGCCCUUCCCUCAGUCGUACCUCUGUUGUGCUUCUACUGCUGCAUCUGAUGAAAAAGCUAUAGCCUGCUAACAACCCAUAGUCACAGAGUUGUCCUGUCAGUCCGUCUGUCUGCCUGGGAUCCACCACCUCGAUCUGCUCCUCUGCCUGGGAUCCACCACCUCGAUCUGCUCCUCUGCCUGGGAUCCACCUCCUCGAUCUGCUCCUCUGCCAGGGAUCCACCUCCUCUGCCUGGGAUCCACCUCCUCGAUCUGCUCCUCUGCCAGGGAUCCACCUCCUCUGCCUGGGAUCCACCUCCUCGAUCUGCUCCUCUGCCAGGGAUCCACCUCCUCUGCCAGGGAUCCACCUCCUCUGCCUGGGAUCCACCUCCUCGAUCUGCUCCUCUGCCUGGGAUCCACCUCCUCGAUCUGCUCCUCUGCUUGGGAUCCACCUCCUCGAUCUGCUCCUCUGCCUGGGAUCCACCUCCUCGAUCUGCUCCUCUGCCUGGGAUCCACCUCCUCGAUCUGCUCCUCUGCCUGGGAUCCACCACCUCUGCCUGGGAUCCACCUCCUCGAUCUGCUCCUCUGCCUGGGAUCCACCACCUCGAUCUGCUCCUCUGCCUGGGAUCCACCUCCUCGAUCUGCUCCUCUGCCUGCCCCAGUGUUGCAGAUUCCAAAGAUGUGACCUACCAUAUGUUAUUAUCGUCGUAGGGCUUUUACGUUUACAAGUUGUUGUUGUUUCGUUAUCUUGUGGUUUUGGUUAGUUCUUUGUUACAGAGGAGUGUUGUAGUUUCCUGCAUUGGAGAUGGGG
Molecule: messenger RNA, 2982 nt
Organism: Oncorhynchus masou masou (cherry salmon)
Lineage: Eukaryota; Metazoa; Chordata; Actinopteri; Salmoniformes; Salmonidae
Gene: rnf44
Product: ring finger protein 44
Exons: 11
Coding region: 672-2006 (444 amino acids)
Biological process (GO): protein ubiquitination
Molecular function (GO): ubiquitin protein ligase activity
Source: RefSeq, a predicted model, not a curated record